Messenger RNA from Echinostoma caproni, 1380 nucleotides. Lineage: Eukaryota; Metazoa; Platyhelminthes; Trematoda; Plagiorchiida; Echinostomatidae. The record is from the annotation of a GenBank genome assembly.
AUGGUUUUGUCACAGGUUCACUCCAUUUCCACACACUCGUACGGUUGUCGUGUUAUUCAACGCAUUUUGGAAUACUGUACUACCGAGCAGACGGCACCCAUUCUAGCAGAACUGCAUCAGCACACGGAGUCCUUGAUUAAGGAUCAAUAUGGGAAUUACGUAAUCCAACAUGUUCUGGAAUACGGAAGGACUGAAGAUAAAAGUCGUAUUGUUGAGCUUAUUCGGGGACGUGUGGCGGAGUUGAGUGUGCACAAAUUCGCGAGUAAUGUUGUCGAGAAAGCAGUGGCCCAUGCCACGCGGGCCGAGCGACAAGCUCUCAUUAACGAAGUGCUGGAAGACAACCGCGAUUUGACGGAAAUGGUGACCAUUUCUAAUGGGACGCGACCUCGUUCCAGUGAAUUCCCCACGCUAAGUAGCGGCAGUGAGGGUGGUACUAGUACUGAUGAUACGGCAACCGGACGAGGCUCCACACUCUGUAUGAUGAUGAAAGACCAGUUUGCCAAUUAUGUCGUGCAAACAAUGUUAGAUGUGGCCGAACAACCUAUUCGGAAAGAACUGAUGAAUCAGAUCCGCCCACAUCUUAGCAGUUUGAGGAAAUAUACCUACGGCAAACAUAUAAUCAACAAGAUGGAGAAGUACUAUAUGAAGACAAAUCAGGUUCAUCUGGCUGUUGGUCUGAAUUCACCCUCACCUCCACCACUACACAAUGGUUCGAGUUCACAAUCUGAUCUACCUCAACCAUCCUCUGCGAUUCCUAGCGCAGUCCGCGGUGGAAGCAGUGCGAAUGGUGGUGCUUCUAGCGUUGCUAGCUCUAUCCUACCUCCUUUGCUUACAGCCACAGACAUGGCGGUUCGAGCCCCUAAGAGCGGAUUUAGUCGUGCAUCACAUCAUUAUCAUGACUACCAUGGCGCUCAGUCACAUUACUACUCCACAUUACAUUCGAGCAAUCGAACACAUACGUCACAUCGAUCGAAAACACGAGACUCACGACCGACUUCAGAAAGCACUCCUAACCCGCGGAUUACUUGCACUCAGGACAACCACAGUGGUUCCACAGGGGAUAACUUUGACCAGUCAGAUAAGUCCAAGACUGAAACAAACUGUGAUACAGAUCAGGUUGCUGGACACGAGGAAUUAUCGUUGGAUCAAGAUCAGAGUUCCAUGACCAGUUUAAACACUACUCCUGAAGAGCUGAAAAACUCAAACAAUUUGAAAUCGGCAGACGACUCAGGCACAACAUGGAAGCGGUAUUCGGGGGACGGAAGUUCAUCGCCUGUGGGUGAUCAGAAUGAUGUAAACGAAACACGGCCGACUAGUGGUAGUUCUUCCAUCAAAUCUGGUGCUGGAUUAGUUUCCUCGGAUGCAGCGCUUCGUGUCUAA